Molecule: messenger RNA, 1977 nt
Organism: Pocillopora verrucosa
Lineage: Eukaryota; Metazoa; Cnidaria; Anthozoa; Scleractinia; Pocilloporidae
Product: vesicular glutamate transporter 1
Biological process (GO): monoatomic anion transport; transmembrane transport
Cellular component (GO): membrane
Molecular function (GO): transmembrane transporter activity
Source: RefSeq, a predicted model, not a curated record
GAGCACCUUUAAUGGCUCAGUCUACGGGAGACUUGGAGUCGGGUUUAACCCGCUUUUUAAACACUUUAUAUGCUUGCUUUCGCUUUAUGUCAAGAUUUCUUGUUUUAUGCCAGUUCUGUGAAUGUCCGACACGAGGAAAGAAGUGUAAAAAAAAUGUGAGUGGAGAUGAAGAUAUUCCAUCGGAGAAGACAAAUCGUCAGGGGAAUAGAAUUUCCCUGGCUGUGUAUAGUUUUCCAAAGCGUUAUAUAUUGGCCAUAAUGACUUUUCUCGGAUUUAUGAACAUGUAUGCGUUGCGUGUUAAUUUGAAUGUCGCUAUUGGUGCAAUGGUCAACAACCACACUGUUCACCAGAGAGGAUACACUGUUACCACGGAAGCGGAGUUUGAUUGGGAUUCAAAGCUUCAAGGUAUUGUUCUGGGCUCAUUCUACUAUGGAUAUGCCUUUUUGCAACUUCCUGGUGGUUGCCUCGCUCUCAAGUUAGGCGGUACGAGAAUAUUCGGUUACGCCAUCUUUUUAGCCUCCAUGUUAACACUCCUGACACCAGUGGCCACGCGCUACAGCGUGUACGGUCUGAUUGCUGUCAGAGCUGGAGAAGGACUUAUGCUGGGCGCUGUGUUUCCUUGUAAUCACGCUAUUUGGAGUAAAUGGGCUCCGCCACUGGAGAGAACAACUCUUGUUACCAUGGCAAUUUCUGGUUGUCACGUGGGAACCAUCAUAACCAUGCCUUUAUCAGGACUUUUAACAAAAUACGGCUUCGACGGAGGCUGGGCCUCGGUGUUUUAUUGUUUCGGUGCUGCUGGUAUUCUGUGGUUUGUUGCCUGGCAAUUGAUUGUUCACGAAUCACCAUCUGAUCAUCCCACAAUAUCAGAGGAUGAAAAAAAUUACAUUGAGAGCAGCUUUGAUAGAGUACAUGGCGAUGCGUCAAUACCAUGGAAGUCAAUUCUGACCUCAGUACCCGUGUGGGGAAUUAUGUUUGGUAACCUGGCGUCAGACUGGGGAUUGUACACAAUUCUCAUUUGUCUGCCAAUGUUCCUUCUUGACAUUUUACACUUUGAUAUACAAACGAUGGGAUUCUUGGCAGCCACUCCUUUUUUGGUCAAGUCUCUCUCAGGCCCUUUCGGUGGCAUCACAGCCGAUCUGUUACGAAGGAGAGGACUAAGUACUAAAUCAGUCAGAAGAGUAUACUUCGCUGUUGGAGCUAUGGGGGCCGGCACCUUUAUCCUGGCCGCAGGAUACGCUAGCACAGCCACUGUUGCGGUCACGUGCAUGUGCAUAGGGGUUGCAGCCUCUGGACUAAUGCAUUCUGGUUACAAUGUGAACAUGCUGGAUAUAGCUCCUCGGUACGCAUGCGUGAUUAUGGGCCUAACAAACACUGUGGGAACGAUCACAGGAUUUCUAAGUCCAAUGAUGGUUGGCUAUAUCACAGUUAAUAAGGAAGCUGAAGAGUGGCGCACAGUAUUUUGGGUAACCUUUGUUAUAUAUGUGGUGGGAAUGCUGCUCUUUUGCUUACUGAUGUCAGCUGACCAACAGCCCUGGGCCAACGGCCAUGAAGGGAAGAAGAAUGGGGAGAGAGAAGAAAUCAAAAUGGAAGAAGAAAGUUGACACAUGAGGCUGUUUUCGUUAGAAAAUCAGGGUCUGAUACAAACAGGCGUUGAUGUGCUUCGAGUCGAACUCGGAAACUUCUGAAAGUUUCUGAGGCAUAUUGUUUUUUUCUUUUAGAUGCAGUGUAAAGAAGAAAAACAAUUCAAAAUACUAAAUGCCAAAACAAAAGACUUGGGCCUUGAGUAGAGGGAAGGAAGACCCGCUCCCUUCGCUCAGGGCCCGCUCUGAAACCUUGACCCGUGAUUCGUCAUUCAUGGACUAAAGCCCCAUUUUACUUGUUCCCAUUUUGUUUCCACUCAGAUUAUGCAUCAUUUUCUCGUGGUAAAAGCCGAGUAGAUGUGUCAGUACGUUUUCACACAUCGUAAGUUGUAAUAAA